Fusarium redolens is the source of this 1210-nucleotide messenger RNA. RefSeq lists its product as uncharacterized. Lineage: Eukaryota; Fungi; Ascomycota; Sordariomycetes; Hypocreales; Nectriaceae. The record is from RefSeq and is a predicted model, not a curated record. Bases 307 to 1053 code for a protein of 248 amino acids. The transcript is spliced from 3 exons.
AAUAGCGUAUUGCACAAACGCAAGCCAGCCUUGGCUAAAGACACAGCAUUUCCAGGUCGCUUCUACGCUGUACAUACCUACCUCGUCAGGCCUCUCCCUCACACACACAUACAAAGGACACUUCCCGCCCCCCGGUUCCACUGAACACAAGCUUAAUCCUCGUCUCUCGUUACUGUCUGUAUCGUGUCGUAUCUUUUACCCUCACGAUCCCGUCGCUCGUUUUCUCCCUUCGACGCCGACUUCGACCACGACAUCGACUAUAGAGCUCUCCGAAUUGGGGUUAACUGACCUUUAAUCUUCGUCAAAAUGGCCCAACAAGGAGGAGGUGAAGCCCCCAUCACCACCAUCGUUCCCUUCAACAACCAGAAAGUCCUUCCCGCUUGCGCCGCCGCUUGCGGUCCGCUCUACGAUGCCAACGGUGCCUGUGUUCCUCCUCAAGUAGCCGCUGAUGCCGGCCCAACCGCCUACACGCAAUGUUUCUGUCUCGACCAGCGAGUCGCCGCUUUCUCGACCGCCACCACAGGCGUCUGCGACGAAGCAUGUACCGCGGAUCCCAAGGGCCUUUCAUCGAUCGCUGGCUGGUUCCGAAGCAUGUGUAGCGUUUCGACUGCUCAAAAUGGAGGAACAACCAAGAAAACUGGACAAGGCUCUACGACUUUGACAGGUGACGGUGCUUCAUCAACAGCUGGUAGCAGAGCUGGAUCCAACAAUGGAGGUGGUGGUGAUUGGAUUUCCAACCAUUGGCAAUGGGUCAUCAUGAUUGUUGUUCUCGUUGUCGGCAUCGCAGCCAUUUGGAUCGGCGCCUGUAUUUGGCGUCGCCGUUAUCUGCGCAAGAAGGAUCGCCAGACUCACCUCGGCCAGAAGCACUCCGGCUCCGCAUCUCGACCAUCCUGGGGUCCCGGCAUGGAGGCCUCAGAGUCCGGAGGUCUUCCCUACGACGACGAAUCGAACCGAAACUCGCACGGCCUGAUGCUACCGGGUGCUGCCGCCGGUGCCCCCGUCGAGGAGAAGCCCAAGGAGAAGAAGCGAUGGAUCGUCCGCGACCGAACAUGAUACCUCACUUCAUGCUCGAUCUUGUUAACGCUAGUUCCGAUCUCAUAACGAUUCUCCUUGCCAUGUCCGAGUUCAAAAGCACUUCGACAUGCUGUUCACCUUACGAUAUAAACCGUGCAUUUAUUCAUUUAAACGGCCUUACUCUAUUCGAUAUCAU